Bipolaris sorokiniana ND90Pr is the source of this 381-nucleotide messenger RNA. RefSeq lists its product as uncharacterized. The record is from RefSeq and is a predicted model, not a curated record. NCBI's taxonomy places the organism in Eukaryota, Fungi, Ascomycota, Dothideomycetes, Pleosporales, Pleosporaceae. The transcript has 2 exons. The coding region runs from base 1 to 381 and encodes 126 amino acids.
AUGAGCUUCUCCACCCUCCUCCUCGCGGCCCUCUUCUCCAGCGCCACCGCCGCACCCCUAGCCGCCUCCUCAAGCCUCGAUGCCGGCGUGCCCCUCAGUAUCUGGGGCGGCCAAAGCUGCACCGGCUCAGGCGUAUCAGUCUCGUACAUUCCCACUGACGGCAAAUGCUUCGGUACAUCCCCAAUCUUCAGCGGAAACACAGAUUCCUUCAGGAUCACCGCGGAUAAUCUUGCGAAGUUGCCUAGUGGAUGUAAAGUCAUUGCAUACGAUAACGACGGAUGCCAAGGCAAACAAGUUACUAUCGACAAGGUCGGCGGCGAUUGCAAGACAUUUGGCCCGUUUAUGCCGAUUCGCUCGGCGAAGGCAAUUGGGUGCAAGUAG